ACUAAACAUCUAAACUUUCGUUGUAUGCAGGUGGCCACACGUUAUCUUUCAUUGGCUUUCUGUGGCAUAAUUUUAAUGUUUUUUUUUCUCUUAAGGAAAAUGGCUGAAGAUCUUUCUGCAAAUUUACAAAGCUAUCAAAUUCAACUGCAGCAAGUUGAAGCAGCGCUAACUAACGAUCCAAGCAAUGAAGAACUGCUAAAGUUAAAGAAAGAUUUGCAGGAAGUUAUUCUUCUCACAACUGAACUUAUUACUGCAAAUUCAGAAAAAGCUGCCCCUACACUUAGUUAUGAAGGCUCCAGUAAAGAAUCCAGUGCGCUCCAGUGUAGGUGGAACACUGGAGACAAGUGUCUAGCUCCCUGGUCUGAAGAUGGGCAAUACUAUGAAGCUAUUAUUGAAGAUAUAACUGAAGAUGGCCAAUGCACUGUUCAUUUUGCUGCCUAUGGCAAUACAGAUGUAUCAGAUCUCGAACACUUACGUCCUUUGGAUAAAGAUCACGAUUUUCCUGAAAGUUCUUCGAAAUCCAGAAAACAAAUCAUUCAAGCACAGAAGGAAUAUAAAAAGAAAAAAGCCCAGAAAAAGGCUCAAAGGAUGAAGCAGUUAGAAGAGGAAAGAGAGAAGGAAAAAUUGAAAUGGCACAGUUUCAAUGCUAAAGCAUUUAACAAAAAAGGUCAUGUAAAGAAGAGUAUUUUUGCCUCACCAGACAACAUUAACGGACGAGUCGGCAUUGGGACUUGUGGCAUCGGUGGAAGACCCAUGACAGAAUUCCAACAACAAGAAAAAUGGAGACGGCCAAUGGGAGGCCCAUUGAGCAAUUUAAAGGCAACAGCCUUAAAAGGACAGUCAUCACAUAUGUAAUAAAAUCAUUUCACUGUUUUCCCAUCUGCCUGUACAUAUAAAAGUCAUUUUAAAGCUGGAGUUCAGCAUUGGCUAAACAUCAAGUUUAAGCUGUUAGAAAUCGUUUAGUCUUGCACGAAAUACAAGUUGAUUUGAAAUGUGGUGUUGCUGUUAAUGCAAAAGUACAUUUCACUGAAAAGGCCUUUGUAAGUAAUUUAAAGAUUGACUGCAGUUUUUCCAGCGAAAUAUUUAAAAGUCACCAAGAUUCUGUAUUUCUCAAGACUUCUUUUUAAUCGUGUAAUGUUUAUAUUGUGAAAGAAGAGAGAAUAUGCUGAAUUACCUUUUCAUGAAAAAUUGAGAUUUGGGGAUUUAUCCCAAUGUUGUAAAUAAAAUAAUUAUUAUAUUAUUGUA
This is a messenger RNA of Stegodyphus dumicola, 1245 nucleotides long. It is a transcript of the gene Spf30, whose product is annotated as survival of motor neuron-related-splicing factor 30. NCBI's taxonomy places the organism in Eukaryota, Metazoa, Arthropoda, Arachnida, Araneae, Eresidae. The record is from RefSeq and is a predicted model, not a curated record. Gene Ontology annotation, biological process: mRNA processing; regulation of alternative mRNA splicing, via spliceosome. Gene Ontology annotation, cellular component: cytoplasm; nucleus; precatalytic spliceosome. Gene Ontology annotation, molecular function: RNA binding.